AUGCUAGCCAAUUCUCUGAACUCUAAGGCUGCAUUAGACACAAAGUUGGUGGUUUUAGCCGAGCCCGCAAUUGUCGAAGGGAUUCCCGGGAUUGUGCGACUACCGAAAAUAGGAGGCUGUUUGUCAAGUGGCGGCGGCGGCGGCGGCGGCACCCGCGGCCGCGGGGCUCCGCCGCCGGUGCGUCGUCCAUCGGCGCAGCCGUCACUGGUUCGGAAGCUUUCGGUGGCCGAACACAGCGAUGGCGGCACAGAGAACGCCAAAAUGAAGGUCUUGUUCAAGGCGAAGCCGAAGACUCCUGCUGAUUUGGUGCGGCAGACUCGCGAUCUGCUCGUCCUCGCAGACGGCGGCGUGUCCGACACUAAGGAGAGCAAGCGCGACGACAAGAUGAUGGAGUUGGGCAAGCUUAUCCGAGAAUUAAAACAAGUUCUUUACGGGGAUAGUGAAUCUGAGCCCGUGGCCGAAGCCUGCACACAGUUGACACAGGAGUUUUUCAGAGAGAACACUCUACGUCUGCUAAUUAUAUGCCUUCCCAAGUUGAACUUAGAGACACGAAAAGAUGCUACGCAGGUUGUUGCAAACCUGCAGAGGCAACAGGUUCAAUCGAGGUUGAUUGCUUGUGAUUACUUGGAAAAGAACAUAGACCUCAUGGAUAUCUUGAUAUCCGGUUACGAGAAUAACGAACUGGCAUUACAUUACGGUGCAAUGUUGAGGGAAUGCAUACGUCACCAAAGUGUUGCAAGGUAUGUACUAGAAUCAGAGCAUAUGAAGAAAUUUUUCGAUUACAUACAACUCCCAAAUUUUGACAUUGCUUCAGAUGCAGCUGCCACAUUCAAGGAACUGUUGACCAGGCAUAAGUCAACUGUAGCAGAAUUUCUUUCGAAAAACUAUGACUGGUUCUUUGCAGAUUAUAAUUCGAAGUUGCUUGAAUCUGCUAAUUACAUCACCAGAAGGCAGGCUGUCAAGGUAAAUCCUUUUCGUUAUCUCUAUGCAUGA
Molecule: messenger RNA, 993 nt
Organism: Striga hermonthica
Lineage: Eukaryota; Viridiplantae; Streptophyta; Magnoliopsida; Lamiales; Orobanchaceae
Source: the annotation of a GenBank genome assembly